AAAACAAACAAGGUAAUAUUUCACAUUACCUUUCCCUUGUUAGCAUUAAACCCAAAGAGGAGGAAAAACCCUGCAACCGCUUUCAAACUGGUACUACAAAGAAACCAUGCUUAUCCUACACGCAUGCGCACCCUUUGUUCAAGCAUCCGGGCUUCCCUUCCUCCUAAACUCCCGCCACUCCCACUGCUUUGCCUCAUUCCCUACCAUUAAACUCCGACUCCGUACCUAUGCUCAGUUCAAGGCUUCUCCGUUCGCCCCCAAAGUGAGCCACAACUUGCAGGGAGUGAUUGCCGGAGAUGAAGGCCCAUACAACGAUGCAGAUGAUGUCGAAGACGAAGACGGAUUCUCGACUCGUCGUGGGUUCCGAGGGAGAGGGGAAGAGAGGGAUUACGAUAGAGACCCUGAAUUCGCUGAAAUAUUGGGGAGUUGUCUCGAUAAUCCAGAAAAGGCUCAGUCUAAAAUGGAAGAGAGGUUGAGAAGGAAAAGGAAUAAGAUUUUGCAUACAAAGACUGGUUCAGCCACACCCAUGAAAGUAACAUUUAACAAGUUUAAUUUCUCGAACUCAUAUAUAUGGUUCGAAUUUUACAAUGCUCCCUUGGAGAAAGAUGUAUCGUUACUUUGUGAUUCCAUUAGAGCUUGGCACAUCGUUGGACGCCUGGGCGGAUGCAAUUCCAUGAAUAUGCAAUUGUCUCAAUCUCCUUUGGAGAAAAGACCAAGUUAUGAUGCUAUUCAGGGUGCAAAUGUGACACCAACUACAUUUUAUAACAUUGGCGAUCUUGAGAUUCAACAGAACCUGGCACGUAUCUGGGUGGAUAUUGGUACCGGCGAGUCCCUGAUUCUGGAUUUGUUGAUAAAUGCAUUGACUCAGAUAAGCUCGGACUUUGUUGGAAUCAAGCAAGUUGUAUUUGGCGGAUCUGAAUUCGAGAAUUGGAAGGAAAAUAUGACAUCAGAGGAUGCAGGGUUCUCUGUCCACAAAAUUUAGCCAAACUAGCUGAGGAUUGUGGUCUCUUAGUCUCUAACAGGGCAAUUCUAUUUUCCCUGUGUUCGAUGUGGAUUAAGCCUUGUGAAAACAAUUGAAGCUUAAAAAGUCCAUUUUUGGUGCAGAGAAUAGUUUGUGGAUGAUGCUUGAAUAAUCUGCGAGAAAGCUACUUCUCUAAUUAUUUAUUCAUAAAUUUUUAAUAGGGACUAGAUGCACUCGUUUAGAUGAUGGGAGAAGAGUAAAGGUUGUAACUAUAAUGUUUGAUCGGUUAAAUAGCAAGGUAAAGGACUUUUAGUGUUACAAA
Messenger RNA from Cannabis sativa, 1283 nucleotides. RefSeq lists its product as uncharacterized. Bases 107 to 982 code for a protein of 291 amino acids. The transcript has 7 exons. NCBI's taxonomy places the organism in Eukaryota, Viridiplantae, Streptophyta, Magnoliopsida, Rosales, Cannabaceae. The record is from RefSeq and is a predicted model, not a curated record.